AUCAGGGUACCUGGGCAUAACCUCCACAACCGCCUCCCAGAUUACUAGUAACACUGGGCUGGGAGUGGGACACCCAAUCCACAUCCACUCAUAUGUAUAUAUAGUAUAGCCCAGUGCAGGCGAUGGAAACACACACGCCACAGCUGCUUCUGCGUUGCUCUGCCUCUGCAAGACAAGUUGUACGCAGGAGUGAAGAGUUGAGGGCAGGAUGGCAGCGCCUCGUAAUCUCCUUGCCCGCCUGACGAUGCUUGCAAUGGUGAUGCUCCAUGCAUCAGCAGCGCAGGCGCAGCCUUCCCAAUCCCCCGGGUACUACCCGAGCUCCAAGGUCAGGUCCAUGGCCUUCUCGGAGGGCUACAACAACCUGUGGGGCCCGCAGCACCAGGCUCUCUCGCAGGACCAGAAGGCGCUCACACUCUGGAUGGACCGCAGCUCAGGCAGCGGGUUCAAGUCGAAGCGUUCGUACCGGAACGGCUACUUCGGGGCGUCGAUCAAGGUCCAGCGCGGCUACACCGCCGGCGUCAACACCGCCUUCUACCUGUCCAACAACGAGCUGUACCCUGGGAACCACGACGAGAUCGACAUGGAGCUGCUGGGCACGGUCCCCGGCGAGCCCUACACGCUGCAGACCAACGUGUACGUGCGCGGCACCGGCGAUGGCUCCCACCUGGUCGGGCGCGAGAUGAGGUUCCACCUCUGGUUCGACCCGGCGGCCGACUUCCACCACUACGCCAUCCUCUGGAACCCCGACGAGAUCGUCUUCCUCGUGGACGACAUCCCCGUGCGGCGGUACCCUCGGAAGGCCACGUUCCCGGACCGGGAGAUGUGGGCGUACGGCUCCAUCUGGGACGCCUCCGACUGGGCCACCGACGGCGGGCGGUACAGGGCCGACUACCAGUACCAGCCCUUCGUGGCCCGGUUCCAGGGGUUCAGGAUCGCCGGGUGCGAGACCGGCGCGCCGGCGAGCUGCCACCCGGUGCCGGCCUCGCCCUCGGGCACCGGGCUCAGCGCGCAGCAGCUCAGCGCCAUGCAGUGGGCGCAGCAGAGGUCCAUGGUCUACUACUACUGCCAGGAUUACACCAAGGAUCACGCAUUAUACCCCGAGUGUUAGCUCGCUGCUAUGAUUAAACAUCGUAAAUCAAUCGAGAUUUCUACGAUUGGUUUAAUUACCGCCGCCCUUCCCUUGUAAACGUGCUGAUUAGUGGCUGAGGCGUGCAAUACUCUGAGUGGACGUAAAGGUGGUGUGCGUUACGUCCGACUUGUACUAGAUGAUGGAUUCUGCCAUGUUUGCAACCACGAUAUUGGUUUUGUUGA
This is a messenger RNA of Phragmites australis (common reed), 1311 nucleotides long. RefSeq names its product probable xyloglucan endotransglucosylase/hydrolase protein 32. Lineage: Eukaryota; Viridiplantae; Streptophyta; Magnoliopsida; Poales; Poaceae. The transcript has 3 exons. Gene Ontology annotation, cellular component: apoplast; cell wall. Gene Ontology annotation, biological process: cell wall biogenesis; xyloglucan metabolic process. The coding region runs from base 209 to 1108 and encodes 299 amino acids. The record is from RefSeq and is a predicted model, not a curated record. Gene Ontology annotation, molecular function: xyloglucan:xyloglucosyl transferase activity; hydrolase activity, hydrolyzing O-glycosyl compounds.